Aspergillus ochraceoroseus IBT 24754 is the source of this 1688-nucleotide messenger RNA. Its product is annotated as Zn(II)2Cys6 transcription factor. The transcript is spliced from 2 exons. The record is from RefSeq and is a predicted model, not a curated record. Lineage: Eukaryota; Fungi; Ascomycota; Eurotiomycetes; Eurotiales; Aspergillaceae. Bases 110 to 1663 code for a protein of 517 amino acids. Gene Ontology annotation, biological process: positive regulation of transcription by RNA polymerase II. Gene Ontology annotation, molecular function: zinc ion binding; transcription cis-regulatory region binding; DNA-binding transcription factor activity, RNA polymerase II-specific. Gene Ontology annotation, cellular component: nucleus.
CAUCUCUCGUUCUUCUAGUUCCCCCACUCUGGUUUUCUAUCUGGUGUUCUAUGUCUCUAAUUUAGCGUCACAAAGCAGGACUAGCUUCAUUCCUUCUUUUUCUAGGCCGAUGCCGCCUAAUAAACAGCCGCGCACCGAGCCCAUUGUCCGGGUCAGGACUGGCUGUUACACCUGCAGACGCCGCAAGAAAAAGUGCAAUGAAGCUAAACCAGCAUGUGGUGGAUGUGUACGGAACAAGCUCAGCUGCCACUGGCCUUCAAAUGUAUCAGCUGAACCAAGAAGUGAAAGUAAUUCAUCAUCAUCAUCGUCAACAACAACAACAACAACAACAACAACAUCAACAUCAACUAUUCCGGACCAGAAAGCGGCCCCGGACAAUUCCCAGGGUCUUGAAAAUAGCCAAAUCACCACCUGCCUAGCUAUUGGGAAUGUAAUACCACGAAGCCUUUCAAUGCUCCCGGGAUACAGUCCGGAGUCUUUCCAACUCCUGAGCCAUUACCUGGCUACCACCGCUGACUGCAUGGCCAAUGGAUCAACUCCUAUCAAUCCAUUUCUUGUCCAGAUUGUCCCACUUGCAUUUACCAGCGAUCUGAUGCUCCAGCUGGUUCUGACACAGAGCGCUGCGCACCGAGCGUUUCGUGCCCGGAAAGACGCAGACGAGGUCGCGGACAGCCAUUACACGAAAGCGCUGCGACUCUUCCGCAAAGGCGUGACUGACUUUAUCGACGGGAAAGAAUCCAAUCCUCUCAUGCUUACAGUUGGAGCGCUCGUGAUGUGCUUUACAGAGACCGCAAAAGGAGACAUGAACGGCACGAUAUUUGACCACUUAUCCGCGGCAAACUCCCUUCUAAUCCGGCUCCUCUCACACAGCGACACAGCCGUCCCCAAGGACCUCAAAGACUUCGUCAUCGAAUACUACACAUACACUGCAACAGUCAGCAUGAUCUCCAUUGACGCCCGCGUGAGCCCGCAACUGUUACUAAACUUCGAUCUGGAACAGCGAGCCCGACAUCUCCUGGCAUCGGAGUAUGUGGGCAACCUCUCCGGCUGCUGGCUCGAGCUUCUCUUACUCAUCCCUUGCAUCUUCGACCUGGGCCGAGAAUUCAUGAUGCACGACGGCGACGGCGAUGGCGAUGACCAUGAGCAUGGGCAUGGGCACCAUCAGCCCAGGAGACCGACGGCCGACAACAUUGCCAUGUACGGUUCGUUGCAGUGCCAGAUUAUGCGAUGGGAGCCUUACGCGUUCGUUACGCCCGAGGUGUUUCUCGCGGGGCGGAUCUUUCAACAAGCCAUGCUGCUUUAUCUGUUUACAUCGCUGGGGUCGUCGUUCUCGCGGGCCGCGAACGGCAUGCACCAAGCGUUGAUUGAGUCGGCCAUUGUAGAGGCCAUGUCGUAUUUGCGUCAGCUGUCUGCAACAGUGCGCAUCAACUCGGGUCUUUGUUGGCCGAUCGCGGUCGUGGGGUCUUGCCUUGCAGACUCGGAGCAGCAGCAGAAUGAAUUGAGGCUUCGGCUGACCACGAUGGUGAAUACAUUCGGACUGGGGAAUAUGCAGAGAACUCUACUUUUACUGGAGCAUAUGUGGCAGACGCCUCUUGCGGAGGCCGGGCCGUGGAAUAUCUGCCGCGUGAUGCAGCAGAAGCAAAUCUGGAUCUCGUUUGCAUAGUGAGGAAGUAUUUCCAAUUGUUCAG